This is a messenger RNA of Prorocentrum cordatum, 2101 nucleotides long. Lineage: Eukaryota; Dinophyceae; Prorocentrales; Prorocentraceae. The record is from the annotation of a GenBank genome assembly.
GUGCAUCGAUAUCAUAUUCUCGCAGUGGCACGCUGUCAACAGCAAGGACAGUGACAAGAGGCUCUCUGUGUCCGAGGCCCAGACCAAGGGCGUGCUUAUUUCGAUGGCGAUCCAGUUUUGUUUGCAGGGCACCCUGACUCUGGGCAAGAGUGUUAUCACGAGCUGGUCCACCUUGCGCUUGAAGCUCCAGGAGCUUGCGAGGCACUCGCUGACGAGUGGUGCUGCCAGGCUUUCGGCCGAAGCCGGAGUGACGCUUAUCUCGGAGCAGGCCGACGUGGAGGACCUCCUCUUGAAGUGCUUGGAGACGGUGUUGGAGAGCGAGACCGUGGAUGCCAAUCCGCUGAAGGACGUCCCGGAGGAGGUGCUCAAGAAACUCACUGGAUUCAUGGAGGCGAACAACCCCUCGCUCCCCGUCAAGAUGCUCCCAUGCUUCGCCGUCAUCAGGUCCAACGUGUGGCCUGCCGUAUCGGGCUCGAAGGGCACGCCAGCGACGGCAAACUUGGAGUCGCUGAUGGUCGCCAUCUACGACGGCUUCAAGAAUCAUGUGGAUCAGGCCUGGCCGAUUUUCUGCGCGUCGGUCAAGGCUGCCGCGGCUGCUGCUGCGGGAGGCCGCCUGCCCCAGUGGAUCAUCGACAAGAAGAUCUUCGAGCUUGCCCAGGCGAAGUUCUACGUGAAGUUGCCGGUCAGCAUUGCCUUCGCUCUGGUUGAGGAGAUGAUCAGCGAGCUUCCGUCCCUGCGGGAGGCCGCGGCGAAGGUCAAGCCCUUCCUCGCCGUCACCAUCCGCGCCGAGGGCAGCGAGUACCAGGACCUGCUCUUCGAACUGACCAAGGACACCGCGCCCUGCCUCGAGGGCUCGGAGAACCAGUGGCCGAUCUUCUGGGCCAAGGUGAUCGAGGACCUCGACGCAUUCAACACCGCCGCGACCAGGGGCAACAAGCAGGUGCAGCCGAAGGAAGUGAAUGAGCUUCUCAAGCGUCUGAAGGUCACACUCGAGAACGUUCAGAAAGGUCAGGGGCAGGGUGGCGUCGGCGAGCAACAGAUUGCUCUGAAGGAGGAGGGCGGUCAGCAGAACACGGUGUACAUGACCCCCGAGAAGAUCCCUACUGAGAAGUUGGACGGGUUGGUCUUUCCGUGGGUGAAGCUUUCGGAUGCAUCGUCCUAUGUGGGCACAAUGAAGGCGUCGGAGGCCCUGGAGAAGAAGCAGGCGUGGACCAAGGUAGACAAUGACCCCAUGGUGGCCGUCAUGACAGAGAUGGAGUCAAUCGAGAAAGUCAUUGACUUGGAUGACGAGGUGAUUGCAAAACAAUUCAAUAUGCAGUGGGUGAACCGCCUUACCCGUUUCAUUGAGUGGCAAGUCUUCGAUCUGGCAGAGGACGAGAUGCCCUACGAGAAGCUGGCCCAGUGUGUCACCAUCAACGUCAGCUCAGCGAAGGUGGAUAAAGGCAAGAAACCUCAACUGGCCCUUGAUACCGAUAAACAAUCAAAGGAUAACUGCCGCUUCCCGUUCGUGGGCACGGUGACCACGACACGCGUGAACCCCUGCACGCAGAUCGGCCAGCUGAAGGUGGAGAAGAAGUCAGAACAUGUCGAGAUCCAGAUCCCACUGUACCUGAGCGGCUCCGGGUACAACGACCCCCUGAGCCACAAGAUGUGCGUCGCCUGGUCCAUGCCCCCCAUCAGUCAAGCGAAGACUCUCGACGCGUCUUGCGAGUCGCUGAGUUGGCGCAAACAGUUGCAACUUCCAGAUAACCUCAAGCUGGGUGCCACCGACGAGCCGCAAGACAUCACCAUCUUGAUGAAGGUGGCCAAGAUCAAGGAGGUCCGUCCUAUCACGUGCCUUCGGGAUGAUGUUCCAGGCACUCCCCUCUUCCGGACUGUGUGGCCCGACGAAGUCCUGCAGCAGCCAGCGAAGAGUCUGGGCAAGUCGUUGGCGAACCUCACCGAUGAGCUCAUGGGCUUCAUAGGCGUGAGCGGCGCUUCCAAGAGCUACGGUGACAGCAAGAAUGGCCAGCCCGAGAAGGAAACGCCCGAGAAGAUCUCCGCCGCCGCUUCCGAUGACGUCAACGACGACGUCAAGGCAGCCAGGCACUUGAACAAGUGA